Messenger RNA from Megalops cyprinoides (Indo-Pacific tarpon), 750 nucleotides. It is a transcript of the gene ap3s1, whose product is annotated as adaptor related protein complex 3 subunit sigma 1. Gene Ontology annotation, biological process: Golgi to vacuole transport; intracellular protein transport. Bases 167 to 748 code for a protein of 193 amino acids. NCBI's taxonomy places the organism in Eukaryota, Metazoa, Chordata, Actinopteri, Elopiformes, Megalopidae. The transcript has 6 exons. The record is from RefSeq and is a predicted model, not a curated record. Gene Ontology annotation, cellular component: membrane coat; intracellular membrane-bounded organelle; AP-3 adaptor complex.
UUGACGUGGAGUAUUUCCGCCCUGCGAUGAAGCUGAGAAGGAUUUGCUGCAAACACGUUAGCUAAGUUUUCAGGUAGACUGGAGACUGGGGGGUUAAAAACCGACAGACCCAGUCUUAAAGAGACUGAUCAUUGUAUCGUCGCUCCCUUCACAUUGUUGUGAAACCAUGAUUAAAGCCAUACUAAUAUUUAACAACCAUGGCAAACCCCGGCUCUCCAAAUUCUACGAGCAUUAUAGCGAAGAUACAGAGCAGCAGAUCAUCCGAGAAACGUUUCACUUGGUGUCGAAGAGGGACGAGAACGUCUGCAACUUCCUGGAGGGCGGAAUGUUGAUCGGAGGGUCUGACAACAAGCUAAUCUACAGACACUAUGCCACAUUGUACUUUGUGUUCUGUGUGGACUCCUCAGAAAGUGAGCUAGGCAUUUUAGAUUUAAUCCAGGUAUUUGUGGAAACGCUGGACAAAUGCUUCGAGAAUGUUUGUGAACUGGACUUAAUUUUCCAUGUGGAUAAGGUCCACAACAUACUGGCAGAGAUGGUGAUGGGAGGGAUGGUGCUGGAGACGAACAUGAACGAGAUCAUCACACAAGUCGACGCCCAGAACAAGAUGGAGAAGUCUGAGGCCGGCAUUGCGGGGGCGCCGGCCCGGGCCGUGUCGGCCGUCAAGAACAUGAACCUCCCGGAGAUCCCCCGAAACAUCAACAUCGGAGACAUCAGCAUAAAAGUGCCAAAUCUACCCUCCUUCAAAUAGUG